AUGGAGUGGGACUAUAGGGACAGCCUGUACAACGGAACCAACGGAAGCCUGCUGGCAGACCGCAACGCUAGUUGCCCUAAGGUCAGCACUCUGUUCCAUGAGACUCCCUUCGGAGUAGCCUUCGCGGUACCUAUCUGGGAAGGAAUAUCCACGGCCAUCGUGCUUACACUGAUCAUCAUCUUUACCAUCGUGGGCAAUAUUUUGGUCAUCCUCAGCGUCUUCACUUACAAACCGCUACGGAUCGUGCAGAACUUCUUUAUUGUCAGUCUCGCGGUGGCCGACCUCACAGUGGCAAUCUUAGUCCUUCCUUUCAACGUCGCAUACUCUAUUCUUGGGCGAUGGGUGUUCGGAAUCCAUAUCUGCAAGAUGUGGCUAACCAGUGACGUCAUGUGCUGCACUGCAUCGAUCCUCAACUUGUGCGCUAUUGCGCUUGACCGAUAUUGGGCCAUUACAGACCCCAUAAACUAUGCCCAGAAAAGGACACUGAAGAGAGUGCUCGUGAUGAUCGGGGGUGUCUGGAUAAUGUCCAUGUUGAUCAGUUCACCACCCCUGAUUGGCUGGAACGACUGGCCAGAAGUCUUCAGCAACUCCACACCCUGCCAGCUAACUUCGCAGCAGGGUUAUGUAAUAUAUUCGUCCUUAGGCUCCUUUUAUAUUCCUCUAUUAACAAUGACUAUUGUUUACAUAGAAAUAUUUAUAGCUACCAGGAGAAGGCUACGCGAACGGGCGAGGGCGUCUAAACUCAAUGCUGUAAAACAGAACCUACAACAGAACAAUUCUAUGAGGGAGAAACAUUCUCCAGUCGAUGGUGAAUCGGUGAGCAGUGAGAAUGCUCAUGAAGAUCACAAGGAAAAGAAGAAGAAGAAAAAGAAGAAGAAAUCUGAAGAGAAGAAGAACAACCAGCUGACAGCUCAAGUUGCAGAUGACUCCUUUACCGACAUCCAUGAGAUAUCGUCCAACUCUCCCAAGUCACGGAAGGACGAGUGGCGGGAUGACAAGAACAGCCAGACCCCGCUAGUGUCGGUGACGGUGACGCCAGGAAAGAGGGCGAUCCAGGUGAGCCAGUUCAUCGAGGAGAAGCAGAGGAUAUCGCUGUCCAAGGAGAGGCGUGCUGCCCGGACCCUCGGCAUCAUCAUGGGGGUCUUCGUCGUCUGCUGGCUCCCCUUCUUCCUCAUGUACGUCGUCCUUCCGUUCUGCCCUACCUGCUGCCCAUCCGACAAGUUGGUCAACUUCAUCACCUGGCUAGGCUACAUCAACUCCGCCCUCAACCCCAUCAUAUACACCAUUUUUAACCUCGAUUUCAGGAGAGCUUUUAAGAAGCUUCUUCACAUCAAAUCUCAGACGUGA
This is a messenger RNA of Nezara viridula (southern green stink bug), 1347 nucleotides long. The record is from the annotation of a GenBank genome assembly. Lineage: Eukaryota; Metazoa; Arthropoda; Insecta; Hemiptera; Pentatomidae.